AAGCUUGGGAAAGUCAAAGAAGUACACAACACUCACCAAGUAACAAUAAUUGGUGACUAAGACUAUUUCCUACUAUCAUAAAUGUAGUAAAUAAUUUGUCUUAUUUUUAAUAUUAUUCAAUCAAAUAUCAUGAUAAACGCAAUAGAUAAUUCGUCUUCUUUUCAAAAUUAUCAAUUUCACUUAUAACAAAAUGUUACUCAUCUUUCAAAAUUAUACCAUUAGGCAGCUCUCUCAUAGCAAAUGAUGAAACAACAUCAUGGCUUUCUCAAUCUGGAGAUUUUGCAUUUGGAUUCAAGAAAAUUCGAAGUCAAAAUCAGUUCUUGCUUUGUAUAUACUAUGCCAAGAUUAAAGAUGCCAACAUAGUUUGGUAUGCAAAUGGUGGUAACCUCGUGCCACGAGGCUCAAUCGCAGAGUUAAAUCCUCAAAAGGGACUAAUUCUCCGCGAUUCUAGGGGAAAAUGAUCAUGUGGAGCACUGGUAGGAUUGAUACAGGAAACUUUGUUCUUGUUGGUGUUGGUUCUUCAGUAUUAUGGGGAAUUUUUCGGUGUCCGACUGAUGAUACCCUUAUGCCUACUCAAAUACUAGAGAUUAACAACAAGCUUGUUGCUCGAAAAUCUGAGCCUUUGUUCGUUCCUGAUAGAUUUUAUCUUCGUAUGUUGAGUGAUGGGAAUUUGGUUCUUGUUACUCAAUCCAAACCGACGAAUUUCAAUUAUGAUGCUGAGUAUUACAAUAGUCAUACUUCUAAUUCAGGGGAGGAAGCCAAUUCUGGUUAUCAAUUGGUAUUCGAUGAGUUUGGUUUAGUUUACAUAUUGAAAAGGAACAAUCAAAGACUUGUGUUGACACCUCCUAAUGUUCCUUCAAUUUCAGAAGUUGACACCUCCUAAUGUUCCUUCAAUUUCAGAAGUUGACACCUCCUAAUGUUCCUUCAAUUUCAGAAAAUUAUUACAGGCUAAGUCUUGAUUUUUUAUGGUGUUUUAACUCAUUAUUAUCGUCCAAAGAGUACAUCUACGGGGGGAUCAAAAGUGGAGUACUUUAUAAUCUUUGUCUGAUAACAUAUGUCUAGCAAUUGUUGAAGAUAUUGGAAGUGGAGUUUGUGGAUUCAACAAUGUGUGUCAUCUAAGUGAAAAUCAAAGACCAUAUUGUGAGUGUCCAAAAGGGUAUUCGUUGAUCGAUCCGAAUAACAAGUAUGGGAGCUGCAAACCAAAAUUUGUUCCUAGUUGUGAUGAAUUUGGACAGGGAAAUCCUGAAGAUCUAUAUGAUUUUGAUGUGGUGACGGAUGUUGAUUGGCCGUUGUCAGAUUUCUAGAGGAUUUAUCCUUCUGAUGAAGAAGAAUGCAAGAAGGCUUGUUUAGAAGAUUGUUUCUGUACUGUUGCUAUUUAUAGAAGCAAUAGUUGUUGGAAGAAGAAACUUCCAUUGUCAAAUGGGAGAGUAGAUACCACUUUGAAUGUAAAAGCUUUUCUUAAAAUACGGAAACUUUGAACAUAAGAACUUCUUAAAUUCGAUAUAAUGUAUGUCUGCUUCAGGUUCAUGGUUGAAUUCAUCGAUCCAACUUGCUAUUUUACACCAUUCAAUAGUUUGUAUUUGUAACAAUUAAUGGAGCAUGUUGUAUAACAAACAUUGAUUUGCAAGUAGUAUUUCAAGUUGAAGAUGAAAUAU
Molecule: messenger RNA, 1655 nt
Organism: Solanum lycopersicum (tomato)
Lineage: Eukaryota; Viridiplantae; Streptophyta; Magnoliopsida; Solanales; Solanaceae
Source: RefSeq, a predicted model, not a curated record